Messenger RNA from Chaetomium globosum CBS 148.51, 783 nucleotides. RefSeq lists its product as uncharacterized. The record is from RefSeq and is a predicted model, not a curated record. The transcript has 2 exons. Bases 1 to 783 code for a protein of 260 amino acids. Lineage: Eukaryota; Fungi; Ascomycota; Sordariomycetes; Sordariales; Chaetomiaceae.
AUGCUUCCCUUGACGACAACAACAUUACUUCUCUCCUGUCUGGGAGCCGUUGCCGGGCUUGCCGUGGGCACGAACCCUCAGCAUGAGAUCCAAGGGCUGGGGUCAAAGCGGAAGCCAUGCCCAAAGCCAACAGCCACGUGCUUAGCCCCCAACGCCUUGCAGACCGCAAGCCAAUACACUGGGUUGGAGGAGGGAACGCCAGGAAUUAGAGAUGGCCUGAGCGAGUCGAAAACCGACUCCGCCAACUUCAUCAACUUCUGCGCCGGCCGCACGCUCACCAACGGCCAGCAAAACACCGCCGGCUCCUGCAACGGCAUCCCCAUGGGCCGCAUCCCCGCCACCACCAACAUGAUCUCCACCAUCAUCACCUACCCCCAGCCCGGGGACCUUGUGCCCGCCAACACCACCUUCACGGUGCGCAUCCAGACGCGGCACCUGCGCGCGGGCUACCUGGUCAACCCCAGCAGCAACUACUACACGGCGCCGCAGGACCUGGACGAGAACGGCGACAUCAUCGGCCACUGCCACAUCUCGGUGCAGAACAUCGGCAGUCUGCGCUCGCUUGAGGUGCCCGACCCCACCAAGUUCGCCUACUUCAAGGGCGUCGACGAUGCUGGCGACGGCAAGGGCGCCCUCGAGGCUGAGGUCACGGGCGGCUUGCCCGCGGGUGUCUACCGUGUCUGCACGAUGGUGGCGGCGAGGAAUCAUCAGCCUGUGGCGAUGCCGGUUGCGCAGAGGGGUGCUCAGGAUGAUUGCACUAAGUUUGAGGUGGGGGGUGCGUAG